AUGGCGUCUGCGGCGGCGGACGCGGUGCUGGUGCGGACGGCGCGGCGCUGCGGCGGGUGCGACGGGCGCGAGGACGCCGCGGUGGACGCGCUGCUGCAGUGGCAGAAGAUGGGCGACCUGCUCAUCGCGGCGUCGCUCCUGUCCAUCCCGCUGGAGCUGCUCUACUUCGCCACGUGCGCCGCGCUGGCGCCGCUCCGGCGGGCGCUCCUCCAGCUCGGCACCUUCAUUGUCAUGUGCGGCGCGUACCACCUGCUCAACGCCCUCGCCUACGACCGCCCGGGCUCCCGCCGCGUCCUCCUCGCCCUCACCUUCGCCAAGGCCCUCGGCGCGGUCGCCACCUCCGCCGCCGCCGUCUCCCUCCCCGUCUUCUUCCCGCGCCUGCUCCGCAUCAAGGUCCGCGAGUCCCUGCUCCGCACCAAGGCGCGCCAGCUCGACCGCGACCUCGCCGCCGUCCGGCGCCGCGAGGAGGCCGUGUGGCGCGUAGCCCGCGCGGUCGCGCGCCACGUCCGCGACUCCGCCGACGCGCGCGCCAUCCUCCGCACCACCACGCUCCAGCUCGCCGCCGCCCUCAGCCUCCACGAAUGCGCCGUCUGGAUGCCCGCCGCGCUCCCCCACCGCGGCGUGCUCCAGCUGACCCACCAGCUGCUGCCGGACGAAGGCGGCAAGGUGCUCGACAGGGGGACACGCGCCAUCUCCGUCCGUCACCCUGACGUGGCCGCCGUACUGGCCAGCAAGGACGCCGAGGUGCUCAGGCCAGGCUCCGUGCUUGAGGCGGCGACCGGCGGGGGCCUGCCGCCGGCAGGAGUAGCGGCUGCCAUACGGAUCCCAUAUUUCCACGGAGGGAGCUGCGCGUCAGAGCUGGCGGGCUACGCAAUCUUAGUCCUGGUUCGUCGCGGUAACGACGACCAUAGGUCAUCAUCAUCUGCAGCUUCGACUUGGAGCAAUCAGGAUCUGGAGGUCGUGAAGGUCGUCGCCGACCAGGUGGCCGUGGCGCUCUCCCACGCGGCGGCGCUGGAGGAGUCCCAGCUGAUCCGGCGCGAGCUGGCGGAGCAGCACGGGGCGCUGGUGCACGCGAGGAGCGAGCUCGAGGCCGCGACCAGGUCGAGGAACGCCGCGCGCGGCGCGGUGCGCGACGCCGUGGGGAGGCCGAUGCACGCCGUCGUCGGCCUGCUCUCCGUGAUGCAGCAGGAGGCCGCCGCGUUGCGCCCCGAGCAGAGGCUCGCCGUCGACGCCAUCGCCCGGACAAGCGCCCUCUCCUCGACUCUGGUCGACCACGUCAUGGAGACACUGUCGACGACGACGGGCAACCAUGACCCGCCACCGCCGUCUAGUGGUCCUACGCUGGUGGCGAGGCGGCCGUUCGACCUCCGCUCGCUGGUCACGGACGCGGCCAGCGUCGGCGGAUGCUUAGCCCUCUGCCGGGGCCUCGGCUUCUCGCACCACCUGGAGGCCAGCUCCCUUCCGGAAUGGGUGGUCGGCGACGACAAGAGAGUCUUCCACCUCCUGCUGCACAUGGUGGGAGCUCUGCUGAGCCGAUGCCACGGCCAUGUCGCCGGCGGCGUCCUAUCGUUUUCCGUCUGCAGCUUCAGCAACAUCGUUGGCGACGACCAGGAUCGGAUCCCGGUGCCAGAGCGAGCGAAAUUCUCCGGUGGCAACCAAGUGUUUGUCAAGUUCCAAGUUGGGCUCACAAGGUCACCGGAGAGCGACCCCGGGAGUUCACCUGCAACUCGCCCGCCACCGUCUGGCCUCGCCCCCGAAUCCGGUGACGACACCGGCGUGCGGCUGAGCACAGCCAUGUGCAAAAGGAUUGCGCAGCUAAAAUUUGUUCAGAUGAUGAAUGGAAACAUGUGGUGGGCAUCCGAGUCCGAAGGCUUUGGAGAAACCAUGACGCUCCUCCUGCGGUUCCAGCUGCAGCAGCCACUCAAUCCGCACGUGCCCGGUUCAGGCACGUACCGGAUCGGAGCCUCGGUUCCCCACCACCACCACCACUUCAACGGCCUGAGGAUCCUGCUCGCGGACGGCGACGCCACGAGCAUGGAGGUCACACGGAAGCUCCUCGAGCGGCUCGGCUGCGAGGUGCUGCCGGUGCCGUCGGCCGCCGACUGCCUGAGCCUGCUGGGGUGGAGCGGCGGCGGCGCCGCCGCCGCCGCCGCCGAGCCGCCGUUCCAGAUGGUGGUCCUCGACAUCGACGCGAGCGGCGCCGGCGCCGCGGCCGCCGCGGCGAAUGGAUUCGAGGUGGCCCUCAGGAUCCGGGAGCUCAGCAACGCCUGCUGGCUGCUGAUCCUCGUCGCCGUGGCGGCCAGCGGCGUCGACGACGGCGUGCGCGACAUGUGCCGGCGGGCGGGGGUGAACGGGCUGAUCCAGAAGCCCGUCACGCUCCCGGCGCUGGGAGCUCAGCUCCGGAGUGUCCUCCAGAGCAACUGA
Molecule: messenger RNA, 2424 nt
Organism: Panicum hallii
Lineage: Eukaryota; Viridiplantae; Streptophyta; Magnoliopsida; Poales; Poaceae
Product: ethylene receptor 4-like
Exons: 2
Coding region: 1-2424 (807 amino acids)
Biological process (GO): phosphorelay signal transduction system; response to ethylene
Cellular component (GO): endoplasmic reticulum membrane; endoplasmic reticulum
Molecular function (GO): ethylene binding; protein kinase activity; ethylene receptor activity
Source: RefSeq, a predicted model, not a curated record